AUGGCGGAGGGAAGAGGUUCCACUCUUGUGCACCUUUUAGUAGUUGUUUUCUGCUUAGUCGCAUUUGGGUUCGCCAUUGCCGCUGAGAGAAGAAGAAGCGUUGGUACCAUUAACAUAACUGCGGGAACAAAUGAAACAUACUGUGUUUACAAUUCAGAUGUUGCAACUGGUUAUGGUGUGGGCGCUUUCCUGUUUCUUCUUUCCGGUGAAUCACUGCUUAUGGGCGUGACAAAGUGCAUGUGCUUUGGGAGGCCUUUAGCACCGGGGGGAAAUCGAGCCUGGUCCAUUAUAUAUUUUCUUUCAUCUUGGGCCACUUUUCUUGUUGCAGAAUCAUGCUUAAUAGCCGGUGCAACAAAGAAUGCCUAUCACACCAAAUACCGGGGAAUGAUUUAUGCGCAGAACUUCUCUUGUGAAAGUUUGAGGAAAGGAAUUUUCAUUGCCGGGGCAGUUUUCAUCGUUGCAACCAUGAUUCUUAACGUAUACUACUACAUGUACUUCACUAAGGCAUCCACAACACCACUUUCUAAGAAGGCCAAUCGGGUUAGUUCCUCGGUCGGAAUGACCGGAUAUGCGUGA
Lathyrus sativus (Indian pea) is the source of this 576-nucleotide messenger RNA. Lineage: Eukaryota; Viridiplantae; Streptophyta; Magnoliopsida; Fabales; Fabaceae. The record is from the annotation of a GenBank genome assembly.